AGCCGGCGGAGCGAGGCGGCGAUGGAGCGGGCCGUGGUGCGCUGCGUGCCGUCGGAGGCGAAGCUGAGCCUGUCGUUCUCGCUGGCGGACGGGCGGCAGAAGCAGAUGCAGCGGAGCCAGAGCGAGCCGCUGGGCCGGGCGCUGGGCCGCAUCGCCAUCGACGCGCUCAAGGGCCACGCCAAGGCGGCGGCCGCCAAGAAGGGCAAGAAGCCGCGGCCCGACGGCGGCGGGGGCAUCCUCGGCGCGGAGGAGGGGCCGGGCUCGGCGGCGGCGGCGGACGCGGCCUCGGCCGGGGGCCCGCUGGUGCGGCUCUACUACCGGGAGGAGGCGGUGGGCGACGACGUGCUGAACGCGGACGCCUGGCAGGACGGCGCGGUCCUGCAGAUCGGCGACGUGAAGUACAAGGUGGAGCGCAACCCGCCCGCCUUCACCGACCUGCAGCUGCCGCGCUACCUGAUGGCCGGCUUCCCCGUCUGCCCCAAGCUGGGGCUGGAGUUCGCCGAGCCCGCCGCCUCGCUGUUCCGCUGGUUCAAGGAGGCCGGGCCGGGGGCCGCGGGCGGGGGCGACGGCGGGAGCGGGGCCGCUAACGCCGCCUCCUCCACGGAGCCCUCCUCGUCCUCCUCCUCCUCGUCCUCUUCGACCUCCUCCUCCUCCUCCUCGUCGUCGUCGUCGUCGUCGUCGGCCGGCCCCGGCUGGGUGGAGGCCGGGGUGUCGGAGCUCGUGUACACCCCGUCCAACGCGGACGUGGGGCUGCGGCUGAAACUGCGCUGCACCCCGGGCAACGGGCAGCGCUUCGGGCCCAGCCGCGAGCUGGAGAGCCACAGCCCCGUGGAGGCCGGGCCCGGCACCUGCACCUUCGACCAGAGGCACCUGUACACCAAGAAGGUGGCCGGCGACGCCCUCAUCCGCACCGUCUCCUACAACAUCCUGGCCGACACCUACGCGCAAACCGAACUGUCCCGCACCGUCCUCUACCCGUACUGUGCCCCCUACGCGCUGGAGCUCGACUACCGCCAGAACCUCAUCCAGAAGGAGCUCACCGGCUACAGCGCCGACCUCAUCUGCCUGCAGGAGGUGGACCGGCCCGUCUUCUCCGACAGCCUGGUGCCCGCCCUGGAGGCCUUCGGCCUGGAGGGCCUCUUCAAGAUCAAGGAGAAGCAGCACGAGGGCCUGGCCACCUUCUACCGCAAGGCCAAGUUCAGCCUCCUCGGCCGGCACGACAUCGCCAUCAACCAGGCCCUGCUGUCCGACCCUCUGCACAGGGACCUGCUGGAGAAGCUCUCCCCGUACCCGCUGGUGCGGGAAAAAGUGCUCCAGAGGUCCUCCGUCCUGCAGGUCUCCAUCUUGCAGUCGACCAAGGACUCUUCAAAAAAGAUCUGCGUGGCCAACACCCACCUGUACUGGCACCCGAAAGGCGGGAACAUCCGUCUCAUUCAGGUGGCCGUAGCCCUGUCUCACAUCAAGUAUGUGACGUGCGACCUGUACCCGGGCGUGCCCGUGGUAUUCUGUGGGGAUUUCAAUAGUACUCCGUCGACGGGCACGUACAGUUUCGUCAACAGCGGCGGUAUCGCGGAGGACCACGAAGACUGGGCUUCGAACGGCGAAGAGGAGCGGUGCAACAUGGCCCUGACCCACCCCUUCAAACUGAAGAGCGCGUGCGGCGAGCCCGCCUACACCAAUUACGUCGGCGGGUUUCACGGGUGCCUGGAUUACGUCUUCAUCGACUCGGAUGCUUUAGAGGUCGAGCAGGUGAUUCCCCUGCCGACCCACGAAGAGGUCACCACCCAUCAGGCCUUGCCGAGCGUUUCGCAUCCCUCUGACCACAUAGCCUUGAUAUGUGAUUUGAAGUGGAAGUAGACUCCGUUUUGUCCGGCGCCGGUUGGGAAGCUUGAAAUGAGGGGGCCGCUUUUACCUUAGCGCAGCUGUAAAGUGAGUCUUGAGAUUUAUACUUCGGUGUAAACCUUGAGCAGAGGGGAACCCGUAUUGAAUAUAGCGGGGAGGGGAGAAAAAAACAGAGUUCACCCCUGUAGCUGGUCUGUGAUGCCUGAAGUGUAUCCUGCAUUUCCAAGGGUUGUUCAUAACGGAUGCAUGGAACAGUUUCUUUCUCCUCUUUUCUACACCAAAAUGAGAACAGGUAUAUUUAAAGUGGUCCUAAAAGGCUGGAUUCUCACAUACCUUUUUUGUGGUUUUUUUUCAAGGGUAACUAAGAGGCUAUUUUGUUUAAAAACUUAAAUGAUUCUAAUCUGAUUUCUACAGUGGUGGAUUUUUUUUGAACUGAUCCAUGUUUAUAUAGUUGAGGUGGGGACGGAGACCCGACCUGACUCGAGUGGAUCGAGCGAGUAAUGCUAAGUUUUACGCAGGCUCCCUCUUUGAGCAGUUUUUUAGGCACUUUUAUUCAGAGCUUCGGGAAAACACUAGGGGUGUGUGUCAUCUGCCACUCCCUCUGCUUCUCCCCUUUAAGUCUCCAACUGCAUUCUGGAGAGCUUUUCCUCAGCAACGAGUAAUGAACGGGCCACUGGCCCCAGUGGUGUUCAUUGCUGAGUGUGAAGCUGUGGACUCUGCUUGACAGAGUGCACCGUUUCUAAGAAAUUCCCCCCCAAAAAAGUAUUUAAUCCUGAAGUGUCUUGUCAAUCAGCUCCCAGAAAAGUGGAAUGACAAAUUUGAGUUGGUGGUUUUAUACGAGAAAAGAUUUUUGGAUGCAUUGUAUUCUGUAUUUUGCUAGCAGAAGGGAUUGAAGGGGAAGCGGGCUCUUCAUCACAAAAGUUAGGGUAUAGAAAUUGGCGUUAUAAUUUUUCCAUGGGGGAAAGAGUAUCUAGAAAUCAUAUUUUGAGGAAAAGUAGAGUGUUGGGCUGCUUGUUGAAACAUUCAAGGGAGGAAAUGUGAGGCACCUCGAUGAGGGCAGUCUGCCCUGUGUUCUAGGCCAAGGAGCAAGCCCUCGACUACCCGGGUUAGUGAAAGGUGCCUUGAUCUUGAGCUUUGUCUCACUUUGGCAGCCUUAUUGCUCCCUGCCUUUGUUUUUACAUUUCUAGGUUGGUAGUUUUUUCCCCAAAAAUCUGUCGAUGAACAAUCCAAAGGGAGAAAUGUUCGUUUACACACAGCAUUACAGGAUUUCCACCCUUUAUCAGUGACCUGACACCUCUGUUAGAAAGCCAUGGAUGUUGUCUGCAGAGUCAGUGUGUUUUCUGAGGAUAAUUUUUUUUGGCUGCAGAAUAUAUGCAUCUUGUGUGUGUGUGUAUGCAUAUAUAUAUUUGUGUGUGUGUAUAUAUAGACACAUGUAGUAGCCUUCCACCUCACCCUCGGGCCCGCCCGGGGGGGACUCCUGAGGGGGCAGCUAGAGGCGCGUCCUGUCCCUCCAGGGAAGAGAUGGACUCCCCCCAAGCGAUCUGCAUGGAGAAAGUGCUCAAUAAAUACUACUGGUGGAUUUGAUGGGGGGUAAAGGAGGGGCCUCCAGCCCAGGAGGGUCAGAGCGUGGCUAAGAGACGGCAGCCACAGCUCCCGGGAGAGAACGAGAACCGUGCCUGGGAUUGCCAACUUGUACUUACCAAGCGCUUAGUACAGUGCUCUGCACACAGUAAGCGCUCAAUAAAUACGAUUGAGUGAAUGAAUGAAUGAAUGUAGUUGCAUACACACAAUUAUUAUCAUUUUUCAAAUUUUCCCUAAAUCAGCAUAGGGCAAGUUGAACACCAGUCACCUAAUGGUAGUGAGUGAUGGGUGUAGAAGAACUAAUCCAUACCACCGAGGUUGUCCACCUCUUGAGCGUGCCCUGCCCUGGGACCCUUGACAGCAUUUCACCUGCCAGUUGACCCUGACCAUUCCAGGCCUCGCCACUUUCCAAUAGCCCCAUCCCCUUGCUCAGUUUCCUGCCCGGGUGUUCUUAAGCCAGAGUCCAGGAAGACUGGUGGUAUGGUGAGGAAGAGAGUCCAGGCCAGCUGCCAUUCCAACCAGCUGUCUGUCUUGUGGACUCCUGAGCCAUUCAGGUUCACCCAAGAAAGUAGUCCCUAGGUGGGGUCUGACUCGUCUCAGCCACCACCCCACCCCAUCCCCAGCCACGUCUUUUCGUACCUUGAGAACGGGGCUGGAGACAUCAUUGUGAAGGAAUGUCAUAUCCAACCUGCCUCAGUGGUGACCCCCACACAGAACUGUGCAGUUUGUUCCUACACGCUUGCCUGCUCUCACGUUGCCAGGCUGAGAAAUUGGAACAAACUGGAAGCUGGGUGGAGACCACCGACUUUCCUUCCACAGGUAUGGGAAUGGCCCGUGAUACAGCCAUCCUGGGAGAUACGACCGGUAUUGUUUGAUGCCCUAGACAUGCCGGCCGAGUGCCACAGGUGAGUACAGCUCCCCCUGCCCCCCCCCCCCCGCCCCCGACGAUGUCUGCGGCCCCCUACCCUGGUGGAAGUAAAGCAGUCCCCGAUGAGUGGAUCCUAGAGGAAGCUCUGCCCUCAGUCCGUGUCAGAUUUGUCAAGGCAUUGAAGAGAUUCCUAAGCGGAUAAGCCAAAGAGAUUGUUGAAUUUUGGAAAUGGACAAUGUGGAUGUCGAAGAGCUAACUGCAUCUCACUCAAGGGAAUUAUCCAAUGAGGACCUCAUCAAACUUCAGCAAUCAGUUGCAUCAUCUCAUGAUGCCAAAACAGAUGAAGCAGCUAUGGUUUUUCCACAACCAGCUAAAAUCUUGGGGUUAGAAAUUUGUGUCAGUUUUGGAGGAGGAGGAGGAGUGUGGAUUUACAGAUUUGAUUGAAGACGACAGCUGUACUGGAGCAACAGAAGUUUGGGGUGUUGAGAAGGAGUUUCCCCAGCUAUAAGGUGCUUUACGGAGAGAAAAGGUGGCUGCUAUUCAACUUAAGUUGUACGGAUUCUUCAGUUAAAUUGAAAACCCACUCCCUCAGUCAGCAGGACAAGCAUCCACUUCUUCACUCUCCUACGUAGUCAUAAUCCUAAUUCCACUCCUCGUUUACUUAAUAUUGUGAAGUUUGGUUUACUUUGAAUUUAAUAAAGAUGAACCGGGAGUUUA
Molecule: messenger RNA, 5008 nt
Organism: Tachyglossus aculeatus (Australian echidna)
Lineage: Eukaryota; Metazoa; Chordata; Mammalia; Monotremata; Tachyglossidae
Product: 2',5'-phosphodiesterase 12-like
Exons: 3
Coding region: 22-1857 (611 amino acids)
Biological process (GO): nuclear-transcribed mRNA catabolic process, deadenylation-dependent decay
Cellular component (GO): mitochondrion
Molecular function (GO): 3'-5'-RNA exonuclease activity
Source: RefSeq, a predicted model, not a curated record